Molecule: messenger RNA, 900 nt
Organism: Talaromyces atroroseus
Lineage: Eukaryota; Fungi; Ascomycota; Eurotiomycetes; Eurotiales; Trichocomaceae
Product: putative oxidoreductase
Exons: 4
Coding region: 1-900 (299 amino acids)
Molecular function (GO): oxidoreductase activity
Source: RefSeq, a predicted model, not a curated record
AUGACUAGUAAAUCCCAAUUUGAACCUGGCCAUCAGGUCCCGGUCCACCACCAGGAGAAGCCGGGAUAUCAGCAUCAAAUUCCCGAUCCUAAACCAGUUUCGGACCAACUUCCUACAGAUGACGGAGGAUAUCAACUGUACAAAGCAGCCGGCAAGCUGCAGGGCAAGCGUGCCGUGAUCACUGGAGGUGACUCCGGAAUUGGAAGAGCAGUUGCUAUCCUAUACGCCAUGGAAGGAGCCUCAAGCUUAAUCGUCUAUCUACCCGCUGAAGAGAAGGAUGCACAGGAAACGAAACGGAAGGUCGAGGAAUAUGGAGCUAAAUGCGUCCUUUUCCCAACAGAUCUUCGGAAGAAAGAAAACUGCAAAGCAAUCAUUGACAAAGCCGUGAAGGAGCUUGGUGGCCUCGAUAUUUUGGUGAACAACGCGGCUUUCCAGAACAUGGUCCCAGAUAUUGGAGAUCUUUCAGAGGAGCAAUGGGAGAAUACAUUCAAUACCAAUAUUCACCCUUUCUUUUAUCUGUCCAAAUAUGCACUGCCUCAUCUUAGAAGAGGCUCAACCAUCAUCAAUUGCUCAUCAGUGAAUCACUACAUCGGAAGAGGCGACCUGUUGGAUUACACAUCCACCAAGGGGGCCAUUGUCGCGUUCACAAGGGCAUUGUCGAACCAGCAAAUAAGCAAGGGCAUCAGAGUCAACUGCGUUUGCCCUGGUCCGAUAUGGACGCCCCUGAUCCCCUCGACUAUGCUGACGGAAGCCAUGGAACAGUUCAGUGGUGUUCCUAUGGGCCGUCCUGGCCAGCCAAGCGAAGUUGCGACUUGUUUCGUAUUCCUGGCGAGCGCCGAUAGCAGCUAUAUCUCUGGACAGUCUUUACACCCUAACGGAGGUGUAGUUGUUGGUAGCUAG